Jaculus jaculus (lesser Egyptian jerboa) is the source of this 1146-nucleotide messenger RNA. RefSeq names its product glyoxalase domain containing 4 (gene Glod4). Lineage: Eukaryota; Metazoa; Chordata; Mammalia; Rodentia; Dipodidae. The transcript has 9 exons. The coding region runs from base 56 to 952 and encodes 298 amino acids. The record is from RefSeq and is a predicted model, not a curated record.
UGGCCUGUGGGCGGGGCAGCUGUCGCCCGGGAGCCGAGGUUUGGUGCUGGGAGUCAUGGCGGCCCGCCGAGCUCUGCAUUUCGUGUUCAAAGUGGGAAACCGCUUCCAGACUGCGCAUUUCUUCCGGGAUGUCCUGGGGAUGAAGGUUCUCCGCCAUGAGGAAUUUGAAGAAGGCUGCAAAGCUGCAUGUAAUGGGCCUUAUGAUGGGAAAUGGAGUAAGACAAUGGUGGGAUUUGGGCCUGAGGACGAUCAUUUUGUUGCAGAGCUGACAUAUAAUUAUGGCAUUGGAGACUAUAAGCUUGGCAAUGACUUUAUGGGAAUCACUCUCGCCUCCACCCAGGCUGUCAGCAAUGCCCGGAAGCUGGAGUGGCCACUCCGCGAAGUUGCAGAAGGAGUUUUUGAAACUGAGGCCCCAGGAGGAUAUAAGUUCUAUUUGCAGGAUCGCAAUCUGCCCCAGUCAGAUCCGGUAGUAAAAGUAACUCUGGCAGUGUCUGACCUUCAGAAGUCCUUGAACUACUGGUCUAAUCUACUGGGAAUGAAAAUUUAUGAACAAGAUGAGGAGAAGCAAACAGCUUUGCUGGGCUAUGCAGAUAACCAGUGUAAACUGGAGCUACACGGCAUCAAGGGUGCAGUGGAUCAUGCAGCAGCUUUUGGAAGAAUUGCCUUUUCAUGUCCUCAGAAAGAGUUGCCACACUUAGAAGACUUGAUGAAAAGGGAGAAACAGACCAUCCUAACUCCCCUGGUGAGUCUGGAUACUCCAGGGAAGGCCACAGUGCAAGUGGUCAUCCUGGCUGACCCUGAUGGACAUGAAAUUUGCUUUGUUGGGGACGAAGCCUUCCGAGAACUUUCUAAGAUGGACCCAAAAGGAAGCAAAUUACUGGAUGAUGCAAUGGCAGCAGAUAAAAGUGAUGAAUGGUUUGCUACAAGAAAUAAACCAAAAGCUUCAGGUUAAUGGGAGACAUCAUGUAAACAAGCCUUGAUGAUUCCUGUCAAGCGUCCAUGAGGCCUGAUGUGGCUGUUGACAAAAAAAAAAAAAAAAAUGCUCGUACAUGGGCCUGAGAAAUGGCUUAGCAGUUAAGGCACUUGCCUUCAAAGCCAAAGGACCUUAGUUCAGUUCCCCAGGGCCCACAUAAGCCAGAUGCACAA